Aspergillus nomiae NRRL 13137 is the source of this 813-nucleotide messenger RNA. RefSeq names its product extracellular proline-serine rich protein. The transcript has a single exon. The record is from RefSeq and is a predicted model, not a curated record. The coding region runs from base 1 to 813 and encodes 270 amino acids. NCBI's taxonomy places the organism in Eukaryota, Fungi, Ascomycota, Eurotiomycetes, Eurotiales, Aspergillaceae.
AUGCGGUUUCUGCUCCCCUUUGCCAUUGGGUUCGCCCCCCUGGUUUCCGCCCUUAGCAUCAACAAGCCGGGCGCCAACUCAACCUACGCUGCCGGAUCUACAGUAACGGUCAACUGGAGUACGGUGGACACGGAUCCCACCGAGAUCAGCCUCUACUUGUGGAACUUUGUUUCCUGGCCGCCCUCUUAUAUUUCUCUGGCUCAGAAUGUGCCCACCGCCGAUCAGUCCUACGCAGUGCAGAUCCCCUGCGACACCAACCCCGAAUGGGGCUAUCAAAUCAGCGCCAUCAACGGGACCAAUGUAUACAUCAUCUACGCGCAGGGUGACCAGUUUACGGUCUCCGAACCUGUGAAUGGCACCAGCUGUGCCGACUCUGUUCCCCCACCACCAGCUUCCACCUGCGGUCCCACCAGCGCGGUGUCGACCGUUUAUGUCACGGUGAGCCCUACUGGUUCCAGUUCUCGUCUGAUUCAUCAUUCCUCCCACGGCCUUCAUUCCAGCCACCACCUGCAUUCCACCCACGUCCUCCCUGCUCCCUCAUCCACUGUCACUGCCUCUUCAAAAUACGUGAAGCCCGGAAUUGUGCCUAAGACUAUUGGUUGGUGCUCAGACUACUCCCACCCUGUGACCUUGGACAAGUCCCCACGCCCACCCCCAGUCCCGGCUGGCACCAACGACGCUGGACUCUCUACACCUUCCGCAGUCGUCACUGCUGCGCCUAGUGAGGUGACUGGAGAAGCAAAGAUCGUGACAAUCACUACCACGGUGUCCGUACCUGCUGCUCCUGGAGACGAACAAUGCCUUUUUGUCUAA